Molecule: messenger RNA, 741 nt
Organism: Nelumbo nucifera (sacred lotus)
Lineage: Eukaryota; Viridiplantae; Streptophyta; Magnoliopsida; Proteales; Nelumbonaceae
Product: hydrophobic protein RCI2B
Cellular component (GO): membrane
Source: RefSeq, a predicted model, not a curated record
UGGCGUUGCCAUUCUUAUCAGUUAUCAAAACCACAAGACAGUGGGAUACAUCGAUCCAGUACCACCACAAAACCAUUAAACCACCCCUGCUUCCUCUUUUGUCUCCUGAUCAGUCCUCUCAUCUAUAAUUCUUUCCAUAUAUCUGACUGUGUCUCUCCCUCUAAAGGAAGCAGCUAGCUUUAAUUUGUGAAGGCUUGAAGAUGGCGAGUGAAGGUACUGCAACCUGCAUAGACAUCCUCUUGGCUAUCAUUCUUCCUCCUCUUGGAGUCUUUCUCAAGUUCGGAUGCAAGGUAGAGUUCUGGAUCUGUUUGCUGCUAACACUUUUUGGGUAUAUCCCUGGGAUCAUCUAUGCUAUCUACGCCAUCACCAAGUGAACAAGCUUAUAAUCAAUAAUGAAUAAAAUUCCUGUGUGCAGAAGAUUUUAUUUGGUUCCUCAUUAACAGCGGCGGCCGUUAGGGUUCGUCAUGGAUUGGUGGUUGGAUGAACUGGAUUCUUGGGAUUGUCGACCUGAGAAUUGAGAUAUUUGCUGCCGCAGGGUCAGGAAUCAGGAUUGUGUCGGUGUCUAGACUCUAGAGAGUUUCCUUUCUGGUCUGUCGUUUCUGUGACGUCUCUAUUGUGUACGCGCGUGUUUUCGUUUUCUCUGUAAUUUUUAGGUGGGCAUUUUAUCUCCUUGUAUUUAUGUCAGAAUAUUUUAUUUGAUGGAAUUUUAGAUUGUUUAACAUGCUUCAGAUUCUUUUUUUU